AUGAGCCUCCCAAGAGGCUGGACUGACGAAAUCACCGAUGAAGAUGAAGUCAAAGAGAUGCUCGAGGGUGCCACCGGCAUGACAGAUAUCAAGGUCCUUCUGCAACAACAUUUGUAUGGCACUCAAUAUCUGUUUUCAUCUGGGAACAACUUUUAUUUUUGGAAUACUGGAGCCGGUGAUGGAGUUAAAGUUAUCAAGCCGACGGGUAAGGAGGAACUUUGGAAACAGAUGGACGAAGAUUUCAGGAAGGUGGAAGUGGAACCGCUUGAUUCAUAG
Messenger RNA from Suillus paluster, 276 nucleotides. RefSeq lists its product as uncharacterized. NCBI's taxonomy places the organism in Eukaryota, Fungi, Basidiomycota, Agaricomycetes, Boletales, Suillaceae. The record is from RefSeq and is a predicted model, not a curated record. The transcript has a single exon. Bases 1 to 276 code for a protein of 91 amino acids.